Dermatophagoides farinae (American house dust mite) is the source of this 2825-nucleotide messenger RNA. The record is from RefSeq and is a predicted model, not a curated record. Lineage: Eukaryota; Metazoa; Arthropoda; Arachnida; Sarcoptiformes; Pyroglyphidae.
UGUUGCAACGAUUAAAAUUAUUAGCAAAUAAUAAUGAUGUAGAUGAAUAUAAACAAUCUUCAUCAUCAGAUCAUGGAUUUUCAUCAUCAUCAUCAUCAUCAUCUUCGGCCAUUUCUUCACCUUCAUUACGUUUUCUUAAAUCGGAAUCCGGUUCAACAACUACAGCAUCAUCAUCAUCAUCAUCAUCGCAUUCAUCAAUUUCAUCACGUAUGGCAAUUACAUCGAAUAAUGAUCAAAAAAUGUUAUCAAAAUCGUUGAGCGAUUUAAUGUUUAUUUCAAAUUCAUUACCAUCAUCAUCAUCAGCAACAACAACCGAUAAUUCUUGUUCAUCAUCAUCAUCAUCAUCUGAAUGUCUUGGUACACUUAAAUAUACUGAUGAUCAAAGUAAUUGUAACAAUAGUGAUCAAUCGGUUACUUUGUCUGAUUAUUCAUCAUCAUCAUCAUCAUCAAUGGCAUUGAAAUUUACUGGAAAACAGUUGAUGAAAACAAAAUCUUCAAUAUUACAAAAUCCAGUUAUGAUUACAUUUCCAAGACCAGAGAAAAUUGUUCCAUCUCUUGUAGAUCAAUCAAAUUCAAUUACACAAAGUGAAUCGGAAGAUGUUUCAUCAUUAACAAUGGCACCGAAUUCAAUUGAUAAUCAAUCAGAUUGUUCUGAAUUGACAUUAUCAUCUACGAUUCAACAUUUUGGCCAAUGCUUGAAUGUUGAUCAACAACAAAAACAAACAGAUUCAGAAUCAACACUUGAAAACGAUGAUAUUGAUCCAAAGUCUAUCGAUCAUCAUAACAAUAAAAUAUCAGCUAUAUCUGUGCCAAAUUUAACUUUCAUGAAUACACAAGAUAAACAAUGUUCAUCAGAAUCCAAAAACAUGAUCAAAUCAAUGGAUCCGCCGAAAUUAACCACGCCAAAUGGAAUAUACAAAAAGAACAACAAUUUCAAUGGUGGUAAACGAUCAAAUUAUUUUGCUCAAAGAUAUGUACAAAAUUCGAAUCCAACAAAUUCUGACACACAAAUGAUUAUGAAUCGAAAUACAUUGCCAAAUAAUCUAAUGUCAACAACAACAACAACAACAACAACGACAACGACGACGAAAACAAAACGAAUUCCAUCAAUUGAUUCAAAUCUUUCACUAGGAUGUUCCACAGCCACAAUUGGAUCUACUUGUGGAUCAUCAUCAUCAUCAUCAUCAUCAUCAUCUGUGAGUCCAAAUGAAGAUCAUCGUUAUCUAACAUAUGGUACAUCAGCACAACUUCAACAAGAAUAUGGAAAAUUUUUACCAUGGCCAACAUUAACAGAAUUUCGUUUACGACGUAAAUUACGACGUUUUAAACGUAGAGCAAGAAAACUUUUUAAUGGUAAUAAUCUUAUUGGUAAAUCAUUUAAUCGAAUACAAAAUGUAAAGAAAAUAAUUAAGAUGGCAAAAAUGGCUAAACAAGAUCCAAUGUUUAUCAAUGGAAAUUCUGAUAAUAAUAAUGUUCAGGCAACAAUUUCACGUUCAUCAUCAUUAACAUCAUUAUUAAAUCUUAUCGAAGAAGCUAAUAAAAAUCUUUUGAAUAGUUUUCAUGAAGAAGAUAUGAAAAAACGUAAUCAAUUGUUUAAUAGUCAAUAUAUGCUUUCAACAACAACAACAACAACAAAUCAGCCACCAAAAUGUCCACCAAGAUUAAAACGUGCAAUGUCAAGCAUAAAUGUUGGUGAACAAACAAAACAAUAUGCUAAUACUACCACCAACAACAACAACAAACAAUCAUCAUCAAUAUUAAUGAAUAAACAGAAAACGUUGCCAAUGAUGGAACAACGACGUUGGAUAACAAAAAAUACAACCGAUUCAUAUAGAAUUGCAUUUGUUGAGAAUAAAAAUUUACGUACAAGCAAUAAUCAGCAACAAGUGAAAAAUUUAUCGAAUGAUUUGGACACAAUUUCAGUGAAAAGUUUAGAUUCAUAUUUUGGUCAAAUGAGUCUCAAUGAUAAUCAUCAUCAACAACAGCAACAGCAACAACAAGAUUCAAUUAAACAACAACAACAGCAACGAAAUUCUAAAAUUCUAUGUGUACGAUCACAUUUUCAAAUAAAUGAUGGUACAAUCUAUUUAGAAGAUUCUGAUUGGGAAAUGUGUUCCGAAAUAUCAGAACCAUUAUCAUUGAAUGAAUCAAUAAUAAAUGCUAAUGAUGAUGAUGUGAAUAUUGAUACAAGUUUAAUCGAUAUGGCAUUAAGUAAAAGUAUUAUUUCGAAUAAUGGUGAAAUAUCAAUAUUACCAUCAUCAUCAGAAGAAAAAACAAUGGCUGCUACUGCCAAUAUUGAAUCAAAUGUAUCCGAUUCCAUUAUCAAUGAUGCUACUACUCCUUCCACUAAUGAUGAUGGAUAUUCAACAUUGAAAAAAGAAAAACGACGAAUAAAACCAAGAGCACCACCGCCACCUAUUGUUACGAAAAGUAACAAUGUAAAUGUUAUGAAUAAUAAAAAAUUGAUGAAUCAAACAAAAAAUGUUAAAGAUAUUGGUAGAAAACUUGAAGAAACUAUUAAAAAAGUUCAUGAUAAAAAUGUUGAAAAAAUUUCGCCAUCAAAAACUACUACCACUACUACUAAGAUCAAUGUGAAUAAAAAACAAACAAAAGUAGAUAAAAAGAACGAUGAAAAUAAUCAGAAACGAUUCAAAAUACUGGGAAAAUUUCAUAAGAAAACAUCAACAUCAUUAGCGGAUAAUAAGCCAAAAAAUACAAAUUUAAUUGCAAAUUCUGUGGAAAAGAAAAUUAAACCAAAAGAAUGUAUUGAUGAAAUUCAAACCGUAAACAAUGAAAAUAUUGGUGUAUCCAAAUCAAUCUAUUAA